This is a messenger RNA of Acanthoscelides obtectus, 264 nucleotides long. NCBI's taxonomy places the organism in Eukaryota, Metazoa, Arthropoda, Insecta, Coleoptera, Chrysomelidae. The record is from the annotation of a GenBank genome assembly.
CCGUUACGUAUCACGUAUUAUGGAAUAUAGCGAGGAAAUUUUUAAUUUCCUCUCCAUCGUCAUACCUAGUGGAAAGGGGUUUCAGCGCUGUUACCAGUCUCCUAACAAAAAAAAAGAAACAGACUGGACAUCAUUAGCCGAGGAGAUUUAAAAUUAACCCUUACACAAUUGACGCCAAAUGUUGAUAAUUUAUUUUAUUGCUUAUGUUAUUUUAUUUUUAUUGGUGUCUGACCAAUAAAUGCCCGCAUUGGGAAUAAGUGCCCG